Messenger RNA from Poeciliopsis prolifica (blackstripe livebearer), 1670 nucleotides. It is a transcript of the gene has2, whose product is annotated as hyaluronan synthase 2. Gene Ontology annotation, molecular function: hyaluronan synthase activity. The coding region runs from base 1 to 1659 and encodes 552 amino acids. The transcript has 3 exons. Gene Ontology annotation, biological process: extracellular matrix assembly; hyaluronan biosynthetic process. NCBI's taxonomy places the organism in Eukaryota, Metazoa, Chordata, Actinopteri, Cyprinodontiformes, Poeciliidae. The record is from RefSeq and is a predicted model, not a curated record.
AUGAAGUGUCAGAGAGUCCUGAGCUACCUGAGAAUAUUUGGGACCACCAUGUUCGGCGUGUCCCUCCUGGUGGGAAUCUCCACAGCCUACAUCAUGGGCUAUCAGUUCUUCACCACAGCCCACAAUUAUCUGUCCUUCGGCUUGUAUGGUGCUAUUUUGGUCGUCCACCUCAUCAUCCAGAGCCUCUUCGCUCUCUUGGAGCACAGGAACAUGCGGCGCUCCUUGGAGACGCCGAUCAAACUGAGCAAGUCCUUGGCGUUGUGCAUUGCUGCUUAUCAGGAGGAUCCAAACUACCUUAGAAAGUGCCUGGUGUCUGUGAAGAGGCUGACGUACCCGGGGAUCAAAGUUAUCAUGGUGAUCGAUGGGAACUCCGACGACGACAUGUACAUGAUGGAGAUCUUUAAGGAAGUCAUGGGAUGGGACAAGUCAGUGUCGUACGUGUGGCGGAGCAAUUACCACGUCAAAGGUCCGGAGGAGACUGAUGAGAGCUACGCCGAGAGCCUCCAGCAAGUCUCCAGGACCGUGCUCAGCAAUAAAUGUGUGUGCAUCAUGCAGAAGUGGGGAGGCAAAAGAGAGGUCAUGUACACAGCCUUCAAAGCACUGGGAAGGAGCGUGGACUAUGUACAGGUGUGCGACUCGGACACCAUGCUGGACCCAGCAUCAUCAGUGGAGAUGGUGAAGGUUUUAGAGGAGGACCCAAUGGUCGGAGGUGUUGGAGGAGACGUGCAGAUCUUGAAUAAAUACGAAUCAUGGAUCUCCUUCCUGAGCAGCGUUCGCUACUGGAUGGCCUUCAACAUCGAGCGGGCUUGCCAGUCGUACUUCGGUUGUGUUCAGUGCAUCAGCGGACCUCUGGGGAUGUACAGGAAUUCUCUGCUGCACGAGUUUCUUGAAGAUUGGUACAAUCAGACCUUCAUGGGAUCCCACUGCAGCUUUGGGGAUGAUCGCCACCUUACGAACCGAGUACUCAGCCUAGGGUAUGCGACCAAAUAUACUGCACGGGCGAAGUGCCUUACGGAGACACCCAUUACGUAUUUGCGAUGGCUGAAUCAGCAGACUCGAUGGAGUAAGUCUUACUUUAGGGAAUGGCUUUACAACUCCAUGUGGUUCCAUAAGCAUCAUCUGUGGAUGACGUAUGAGGCGGUGAUCACAGGAUUCUUCCCGUUUUUCCUCAUCGCCACCGCAAUCCAGCUCUUCUUCCAAGGACGACUCUGGAAUAUUUUGUUGUUCCUGCUCAUCGUGCAGGCAGUGGCAUUGAUCAAGUCGUCGUUCGCGAGCUGCCUCAGAGGCAACAUUGUCAUGGUGUUCAUGUCUUUUUACUCAGUACUGUAUAUGUCAAGCCUGUUGCCGGCCAAAAUGUUUGCAAUCGCGACUAUUAACAAGUCAGGCUGGGGGACCUCUGGGAGGAAAACAAUAGUGGUGAACUUUAUUGGUCUGGUUCCAAUAACUGUCUGGUUCACCAUCCUUUUUAUUGGGCUUAUUUACACAAUAAUCCAACAGACUAAGAAACCCUUUCCUCAAUCCGAGGAGAUUGUGCUCAUCGUUGGGGCAGUAGUCUAUGCCAGCUACUGGGUGAUACUGCUCACACUAUACGCCGUUCUCAUAAACAAAUGUGGAAAGAGGAAGAAGGAAAGUCAUUAUGACAUGGUGCUGGACGUAUGACCCAGAGACAA